This is a messenger RNA of Sclerotinia trifoliorum, 925 nucleotides long. Lineage: Eukaryota; Fungi; Ascomycota; Leotiomycetes; Helotiales; Sclerotiniaceae. The record is from the annotation of a GenBank genome assembly.
ACCUCUGAUAUUUUCGAAAACUUCGUCGAUCAAUCCUUCAGCAACUAACCAACAUGCCUCCAAAGAAAGCAGCACGCCCAGCGCAAGAGAACAUCAACCUUGGCCCUAGUGUCAGGGAAGGUAAGCAAAAUUUGAAUUCCUGGAGAAAAUUGAUACAAAUGGCUAACCCCGCGGCUCAGGUGAACUCGUUUUCGGUGUCGCCCGUAUUUUCGCAUCUUUCAACGAUACCUUCGUCCAUGUCACUGAUCUUUCGUAUGUACUCCCCCGAAAAAAUCUACAAUAGGAAAUUUAGUGUUUUGAAAUAUAAAUUGUGCCAAUUUGGAAUAAAGAGGUUCAUAGGCUGACUUUCUGGGUGAUUCCAGUGGCCGCGAAACCAUCUGCCGUGUUACCGGUGGAAUGAAGGUCAAGGCCGAUCGUGACGAGUCUUCCCCAUACGCUGCUAUGUUGGCUGCUCAAGAUGUUGCUGCCCGUUGCAAGGAAUUGGGCAUCACUGCUCUCCACAUCAAGAUCCGUGCUACCGGAGGUAAGAACACAAUCAAGGACUCUAGAAUUACCGAGAACAAUACUGACGUCCAUUUCCUACAGGUAACGGAACCAAGACCCCAGGUCCAGGUGCUCAAUCCGCUCUCCGUGCUCUUGCCCGUACCGGCAUGAAGAUUGGACGUAUUGAGGAUGUUACCCCAACCCCAUCCGACAGCACCCGUCGCAAGGGAGGUCGCCGUGGUCGUCGUUUGUAGAUGUGCCAAUUCUGGUUACAAGCAUGGAGCAGAAUAUGGGUUUUAUUGUGCAAGUGAUGACAACUACGCGGAGAACGGCAUUUAUUGCCUGGUCUCUAUAUCUCAAAUCUGGGCUUGGGUCGACCUUGUCUCAUUUGUCACGUAAGCGCUUUAGCGAAGUGCAGCCAUGAAUAUCACAAUUUCUGCAA